Messenger RNA from Mycena citricolor, 1717 nucleotides. NCBI's taxonomy places the organism in Eukaryota, Fungi, Basidiomycota, Agaricomycetes, Agaricales, Mycenaceae. The record is from the annotation of a GenBank genome assembly.
UGUGAUAUCAACGUCGACGGAUGCCCUUUCGGAGCCUUUCGACCGCGCCUUGAUAAAUCGAUUUGCAUCGAGUGAAAUCCGGCUGCCGGUCAAAAAAACCGCUGAACAAUUUACGACAACUAAGCACGGCCUUUGGGCCAAUCAGGCCGAUGUUGCAAAGUAGUGGUGACUAAUUCGCACGCCACCCCUACAUACGAGCACUGCGAUUUCACGCUCAUUCAGACAAUCAUAUUAGAAUCACGUCAAUAGGACACAGCUCAAGACUCCCUGCUUAUAAUGCUGGCCAGUGGGGACGUUUGUUACCAUCAACAUGGCUCCCAUCCCCACCGCACUCAUUGGAUUGUCGGCGAACUCCACCUGGAAAUGGUCGGGCUCUGCGCACCUGCCCUACUUGCUCUCCGCACACGGACGAUCUCGCUACACCAUCGUCGCCGUUCUCAACUCGUCCAAAGAAUCUUCCCUUGCUGCUAUCAAGCACUUCAACCUCCCCGUCGAGACGCGCGCGUACGGUUCGCCCGCGGAACUGGCGGCGGAUAAGGACAUUCGGCUUGUCGUGUGCAGCACGCGUGUCGACAGGCACUACGAGACCGUCCUCGCGUCUGCCCAGGCUGGGAAAGACGUGUACGUCGAGUGGCCGCUGGCGCAGGACACCAAACAUGCAAAGGAACUGGCUGACGCCGCCCGAAAUGGUGGUGGGCGGACAAUGAUUGGUCUGCAAGGCCGUGUUAGCCCUUUGACGCUGCAGCUCAAGAAGCUGAUCGAGGAUGGGCGGAUCGGGAAGGUCCUGAGCACGGAGUUCCAUGGCGCAGGCGCGACCAAUGGACGCGAUUCAGUGCUCAGAGGGACCGAAUAUUUCCUCCAGCACUCGGUUGGUGGGAAUAUUGUCACCAUCUAUGGAGGCCACGCGUUCGAUUUGAUUCAGACAGUUCUGGGCGAGGCCACCGAGAUCAAGUCACAGCCACAGCUGCAACGUCCGAUCAACACUGUACGCGACCCCGCGACCGACACCGUCACCGACAACAUCAAAUCCGACGUACCGGACCUAUUUAUCGUCACCGCGCGCCUGACGGAGUCGCCGACCGUCGUGCGCGACGCAUCCCUGCUGUUCCGCUUCCGCCGCAGUCCCCCGUUCCCGGGUGAGCCUGCGCUUGUGUGGAGCAUCGCAGGCGAGAAGGGCGAGAUACGCGUGACGAAUCAGGCGUUUUCCAUGCUUCACAUGGUGUCCGCGGGUAUUGUUGUCGAGGUGCAUGAUUUCGAGACGGACAAGGUGGAGAAGGUCGAAUUUGACCUAGAGGAGUCCUGGCCGGGGGACGCAACUGCUCCACUGCCGUCAAAAAUCGUGGCACUGUUGUAUGACCGUUUUGCCACCGAAGGGCAAUACCCGACUUGGGAGGACGCCGUGAAGCGGCAUGAACAGAUGGAUGACUUCGCUGCUGGAUGGGUCGCUUAGACGUGAUUUACAUGCAACAUGUACAACAUGUCGACAAACAAACAUAUUAAAAUUGGCUAACAGGAAAUGCUUGACCCGAUCACAUCUGGAGAGACCAGUGGAUCUCCAUACAGAAUAUAUGCGCAUCGCCUCGGUCCAUCGUGUGAGUGCAAACAUGAAGGGGAACCCGGAGAUCAUAGCACCUCAAAACAUGCCCUUCCUCCAUUGCGGACCCAGCCCACGGUUAGCAACAAAAAUGCCGGCAAUCACCCUCAGAGAAGGCUACCC